This is a messenger RNA of Opisthorchis viverrini, 2958 nucleotides long. RefSeq lists its product as hypothetical. The coding region runs from base 67 to 2958 and encodes 963 amino acids. The transcript has 15 exons. Lineage: Eukaryota; Metazoa; Platyhelminthes; Trematoda; Opisthorchiida; Opisthorchiidae. Gene Ontology annotation, molecular function: neurexin family protein binding. Gene Ontology annotation, biological process: exocytosis. Gene Ontology annotation, cellular component: plasma membrane; exocytic vesicle. The record is from RefSeq and is a predicted model, not a curated record.
GCCCGAUCGUGCACCACACUGUUCAGGCCUCCUGCCAGUGAAACUGUGUUUACCAGGAGCCAGAAUAUGUCAGUCACUUCGGAUAACGCGUUAAAACCUCGCAAUCGAUACCCGUCUGCUGGCUCACACUAUAACUCGCCAGUGCAUGAUUCCAAGAGUGAGGCAGGAUACUCGAAUGCGAGUAAAAAGAGUUGGGCAUCUUCUGCUGCCCGAUCCUCUGCUUAUCCACGAAAAGGACAGACUUUGGGGGACAUAGAACUCACCCCCGAGGAACAGGCACAUUUAGAAAGUGUACUCUUGCGGUUUGAUCAGUUCAAACAAAAGGAAGAAGGGAGGAUAAGGUCACUCCGUGAUGAACUUGUGGAGAAACAGAAAGUCCGUAUUCGAAAUGCAGAAGCAAGUGGAGAUGGACAUUGCUACAACUGCGGUCGCUUGUUUAUGGCCGUCUUUAACGCCCCCAUUGAGUGUCCAAUCUGUAGACACGAAUUCUGUCGAAUGUGUCUGGAGAAAACCGGGAGAUCCAAGGAGCUGAUUUGCAAAUUUUGCCGUUUCGAAAGCGUGUCUAGAGGACGUCUAGGGGUGUGGUUUACUGAGGAGCUGAAAAGGGCUCGUGCUGCUGGUAGGGUUCGUGGUGUCAGCGGACCAGAGGCCCUGCGUGCCUCACUGUUACGUAUCAAACGUGAAUCAAAAGCCAGCACAUUGUUGCGGAACCUUGAAAGUCCUCUUGACAACCGAGUUAAGCAAAAUGUAAUCGCACACUAUAGUGGAUUUCAAGAAACGGAUAGCAGCUCAUCUACAGAAUGCUCCUCUCCUGAACAGUACUAUCUUGAUGACAGUUUGAUUCCUUUGAGUUCCAUGUGCGUUGAUGAAGAUGGAGAGCAUCCGGCUGCUAGUGAGAGCCUAAGGGUAAAGUCCUCUCAGGGACCUCUUGAAGCAUUCACUCCCGUUACCAAUAGAAUGCUGCAAAAACACCAUGCAUACGAUCAACCCAUGACAUGCAGCGUAAUGCUUUUUAAUGAAGACAACCCUCCAACACCCAUUCGUUCAGCCGCAAAAAAUAGGCAUGCCAAUGAGCACAGUGCUUACAUUUCAAGGAAUAUAUUUGCCGCUGAGGGACAGGACGCCCGAUUUCGACAAGCCGAUAAUACGGAAAACACAGCUGAGGAAGAAAUUUUUUUCAAACGCUGUUAUCGGCGUGUUCGAUACCGUGCAAAUUUUGGAUCUGCUGGGAGUAUUGUGGAUGAUGUGUCGAACGCUUCGACACAACCGAUGACAGAAUCAUGGGUUCAACAAACUGCUGCUCAGCGGGAUAAGCGGAAGGUUGAUUCAGGUUCCAGCCAAGAAAAUUUGCGCGCCAAAUCAAAGAUCUCUUCGAGCGAAGCUUCGUUUCCAAUGACUGGGCACUCCGGUAGCUCCCACUUACAUCCACCACCACCACCACGGGAGCAAUUUAGUUCUUCCGUAACUGACUUGCGCCAUUCCGACGGGUCUAGCAUCCACAAACAGCGGCUCCAUUCUGAGGCUGAUAGCAAGUCAACUUUAAGCUUGGCCAGUCGCGUAAUACGUAUUCAUGUUUUCGGACCAUCUUUGGCAACCACUAAUGGGACUCUGUAUAAUUUUACUGCUAAAUAUUCAAAGUUUUACUGGCUACGUUCCUCUUUGGGUUUGGAGUUUGAAGGAAUUGAACGAACGAACGGAGAAGCGCUGUUGCUUGCACCGUCGGAAAUUUUGCUUUCUGAAAGAGGACUAAGGCGUAGAAGUCGAACCCUCGAUGAAUGGGAAUUUAAGAACAAUAUCCGCCGACUACAGUCUACCGUGUUUGGUGGGAGUCUGCGAACAGUGGGCCGUUAUGAGAAUGUAACCCAAACUCCAUUUUCAAGCUUUCUUUAUUUCAUUAAACAGACUUACGGGUCAACUCUGAGUAUCUACAGCGAACGCGAAUCGAGUUAUACACAUGGUAUAGCUGUCACGGGUGACUUGAGAUUGGACAUUCAGUAUGAUCAUCAAAGUUCAACGCUUCGUAUCGCUGUCAAGCAAGCGCGGGAUCUUGCCGUUGCUGACAGAAAGCACAUGAGCUGCAAUCCUUAUGUGAAAUCUUACUUGUUACCGGAUAAAACCAAGGGAAGCAAGCGUAAGACGUCCCACAAGAAAAAGAACCGCAACCCAGUCUUUGAGGAAGUCUUCAAGUAUUCCAUUCCUUAUAGUGAACUGCUCGCUCGUACUCUCCAGAUCGCUGUCUGGCACAAAACAUCGUCUGGCACCAAUCUUUUCUUGGGUGAAGUUAUCAUUCCUUUCUCGGAUUUUCAAUUUGAAGCUGGCCCUCAAUGGUAUCCGCUCAGUGAACGGCGAACCGUUAAUCUGCCAGUUACCAUGCAAAUUGACCAUGGGUCGCUGCUCCUUGCUUUGAAACUUAUUCCUGGUGCUACAUCUGGCAACCCCUGCGAAAUUCACGUUUGGAUUAAAUCGGCCACUGGGCUGACAACAUCCAUCAGCAGUUCCAAGAGCACAACAGUGAAUCCAUACGUUAAAAUUUACAUGCUUCCUGAUAAACCUAAACAUUCGAAACGGAAAACCAAAGUUCUCAGGAAGACUAAUAACCCAGAAUGGAAUACUAACUUCGUAUACAAUGACAUCAACCGCAACCAAUUGUCGAAUAUCGGAAUCGAAGUGUCCGUCUGGGAUCAUGGUCGCGUGUCAUCCAGUGAUUUCUUGGGAGGAUGUCGCCUUAACAGUGGUGCUCUCUAUAUGAAACAACCUGCCACUACCAUGUAUCCGUUCAACAUGCUGCUCAAGGUACUACAUUCGGGUCAAUACUGUACUGCUGGCCUACCAGUGCAACGUGAGAACAGGCGACAACUUCCCAUGUGGCCUGUCGAAGAGUUUUCAGCAACCUUGGGAGUAGUUUCCUUUAUGAAAAUGUACUGCGAUAUCCCGAAUAUCGUGCCAACUGAAUCAUGA